Molecule: messenger RNA, 5997 nt
Organism: Lichtheimia ornata
Lineage: Eukaryota; Fungi; Mucoromycota; Mucoromycetes; Mucorales; Lichtheimiaceae
Exons: 24
Coding region: 1-5997 (1998 amino acids)
Biological process (GO): tRNA methylation
Cellular component (GO): cytosol
Source: RefSeq, a predicted model, not a curated record
AUGUCCCGAUCGGAAAAGAGCAAGGGAGGUACCAGACCCAUCAAGCUCCCAGCAACUAUCUUCCAGCAAUGGCAUUCUAUCGUCGAAGCAAACAAUGACGCUCUCAAUGAAUGGCCUACCGUGAAGGACGCUCUUGUCAACUUGGUCAGUUCAGCCAAUGACUCUUGGGAACGACAGGCAGGAUACUUGAAGGAAACGAGUAGAGCCAUGAGCCGUUUGAAGAAGCAACCUAGUGCUCUCAUCAUGAACCAAGUCAUUGAGCCUAUCGUGUCAAGUGGUUACUUUUGCUGCACUGAAAAUCUCGCACGACGACAUUUCAUCCCUUUAUUGGAGACAUGCGCAAAGCAGGAUGGCAACAAUAAUGAAACGUUUAUUCGGUUGUACAAAGAGUAUAUUCAACUGGAUCGACAAAAUCGAGAACACACAAUGGCACAGUCGGCAUUGACCAUCACCGCCACCCUGGAAUUCGGUUAUGGAAGACGCGUCGUAUUGGAUCACUAUCGUGCAACAAUCGCAUUUUUAAUUGCCGGCUUGGAAAUGACAGACACCAAACUAACGGCCAUCAACGCUCCAACAUCCAACACGACACCAUCUUCAGCCAAUAACACACUUACAGUAUCCGAUUUGAUGUACGACAUCCAAUACACGAUCAAAACUAUCCACAUUCUAUUAUCACGAUUUGAUGACUACGGCAGGAAGUUGUUUGCAACAUUGGAUGAUACGCGCGAUGAAGACAUGAAGCUUAUUUCAACCUUGCUCAACAUUACGUUCAAUAUGGCGGCUGAAACAGAUGUUUACGUCAAAGAUUGCAGUCAAGGAGCAGGCAUGGCUGUGGGAGCUGUCAUCAACUUACUUCAGGAUCCAGUAUUUGCGCGUGAUUUGACGUUGGGAUGGUUCUUUACCCGAUCCGAUCAACAAUUGGAAGCGUGUACUCGCACAACACAAGCAUUGGAUGUUGCUCCUAAGGAGACAUUGAUUGGAGACAAUGGAUGGAAGAAUCGUUCAGUACCCAUGCUCUCCAUUGUACGUGGUCUUAUGUCUUGCUUGCGUCAGGAGAUUUUGUUGGCACCAUUCUCUUCAGAAUUAUCAUUUAUCGAAGUAUUAAAGAGUGGAGUACCAUUUCAAAAUCUAUUCGAGGUCCUAUUCUACAGCAUCAAUCUUUUCUGCUCACGCACCGACCUUGAAGCACCUAUCAAAGUGGUUGCUUUUGAUUCGAUGGUCAUGUGGCUCAGCUCAUGCAAAACCAUGAUGCGACUCUCUAUGAAUGACCAAGGGCAAUUGGAUCAGCAGAUGGUGACAAGUGCUUCAGCUAUCUUGAAUGAGAACAAUACCGAUCAAUUGAUUCAUUACGUUUGGGACCAUUGGGAUGAUCCUAUUGAUGCUAUUCAACAUAAGGUCAAGACAAUCUUUGAAACUACCCUUGAUAUUCUGGAAGUGAAGGCCCAAUAUGCCAAUACCCAAGAUGCGCACAAGGAAUAUUUACUGCGACUUUUGAAAAAUCUCAUGCGAAUGGAUGCCCAUCGAAAGGUGAAAUAUGCCCUUUUGAACAUUUUGGUACCCAAGGUUGGAUCGGACGCCAUUCUUGAUGCUGAGCCCGACUUCAUGUGGAAGUGCAUGCGUGCUAUGGAUAGUCUGGUUUUAUCACCCCAAAUCACAGGAUUGAUUCUUGCAUUUCUCUAUCGUCGCAUUGAAGAGACUAUGCCAGGCGUUAAGUUUAAGGGUCAAAACACAAGGUUACAGGAAAACGAAGAUACAAAGCCUGCCAUAUCAAAUUGGAUUGAAUUAUGGGCGCCAUCUGUGCUACGAGCUCUGACAUCAUCUUCAGAAGUGCUACGCAAAAACAACGGCAGCUUCGUAUUGCAACCACUGUUCAAGAUUUGCAAGGGAUCAUUCUGGUACCUUAUGGAGAGGCUUCAAUCGGAUGUUGAGGAUCCAGUCAUUGACCCCAAGUGGCGUUUACAUGCAUUUAUUGCCGUGUUGAAGGUGGGAAGAUCCUUGGAUAUUGUGGAUGGUGAUGCCUAUGUACUUGAUAAAUCAGUGACGGACCCACGCAAAAUCUCUGUGGAUACGCUCAACUUGGCUGUCUAUCACGCUGAUCCUCUCGUGCGACUUGAUGUGCUUGGUCUACUUUGUGAAUCGCGUAAGGGUACUUCAACGAUUACCAAGGUGGAGAUGGAUAUUCUACGCAAAUUUAUUCCUCUCAACAUGAAUUCAACAUCGCCCGAGUUUCGACAAAUGUUCUGCGCUUAUCUUUCUCGUCUCUUUUUGCGUAUGCGAGGUAAUUUGUAUGCGCAGUUCCGCAACUACAAGGCGAGCAAGGCGUACGUGGCCAAAAUGGGGCAGGAUGAUAAUCAAGACAAAGUGCAAAAGGCUGAGCUUGAAGCGAUGGAAAUGCGAUCCAACAUUGAGCAUGGCAAAUCAUUCUUGUAUUGGCUCCAAGAUCUUAUUUGCACAUCAUUGUAUCCUGGUGCAUCCUAUCAACGCGUAGCUACGGCAUUACGUCUUCUCAACAUCAUGAUCAGCACUUUUGGUGUCACCGAGCUGCCAAUGCCUGAUGGUUUUGCUACACGACCUGAAUUUCCUUUCCAGAUCCCUAUUGGUACACCACGCAUGACAAAGGUCCUUAUCGACACACUCAUGAAUCCAUACGACUUUAAUCGUGUCCAAGCACUUGAGAUCCUUCAUCAAUUUCCCAAUCCCCUUCCAGGUGUUGAAUCAUGGCAAGAAGCUCAGCAUCUCUUGUGGUGGGGUUUAGACAAUGUCACGAGCACACGUGCCGGCGAAAGUGAUAGUGGUGCAAUGGUUUUCCGUUUGAUCUUCAACAAGUAUGUCAUGCAACUUGGAUACGAUCUAUAUCCCGAACGCAACAGCCGAACACAAAAAGAUACUGCACCCGAGUUAGCACCAGUCGUGUUCACCGAAAGAUUACUUGACUUGCUGGUGAAGCAGGUGGAAGCAGCAAAGGAAAAUUUGCUUGUUGCAGCACAACAACAUCCGAUGCAUGGAACAUUAUUGGCUUUGCAGUAUGUUUUCCGAGAAUUGGAUUACCGUAAACCUGCAGUGGUUGGCAAAUUUGAUGAGUGGAAACAAGUUCAUGCACGUGCUCUGAAGAUGAUUCAUGCCGUUUGCGAUGCUGUCAUGGAUGUUUUAUCAAACCCAUCCCCAGAGGGCAACGUGCCAUCAUCCUUCCGUGAAAUGGAGGAGGCUAUUGAUGAUCUUAUCGAUGAUGAGGAUGACGGUGGAGAAGGAACGGGACCAAAGCAUCAAGUUAUCUUGAGCUGCUGUUGGCGUGCUGUCAAGGAAGCAAGCUCCUUGCUCGAAGUCAUCAUCUCCAGAGCACCAAUGUCUGAUGAUGGAAGUGCUAUCAUUACAUCCACAGACAUGAAGGAAAGUGGCGUCCUUUUACGAUCCUUAUUGACAACAAUCCGCCAUCGUGGUGCCUUUUCAGCCGUGUUCCCUGCCUAUGUCUCUUUGAAUACUAGAUUGCUUGAUUCAAAUGACCGUGCUAUCACUCAACAGCCAUCCGUUUGGCUUGAGGAAAAUCUCGAUAGUCUUACAGCAAGCAAUAUCUCCAUCACACGACGCAGCGCAGGCCUGCCAUUGUGCAUCCUUGCUAUCGUGAGCAGCGAGCGCUCCACCAAAAAGACUUUACUCAACAAGACGAUGCAACGAUUAUUCAAGCUCGCCUUCCAAGAACCACCAGCUGAUGCUGAUCAACGAAUUGAUCUCCCCCAAGUUCACGCAUACAAUAUUCUGCGCACUAUGUUUAUGGAUGCCAAAGUUGCUCAAAGUGUCUUGAUUUACGCUGCUGAUGGUUUUUGCCUUGCUAUCAAUGGGUUCUCUUCAUCAAGCUGGGCUAUUCGUAAUUGUGCCGUCAUGCUCUUUUCAACACUUUUACAACGCACUUUUGGAACCAAAAAGACGAAGGAUGAACAUAGCAAUGUGAACAAGUUGACUGGUCGAGAGUUCUUUACUCGUUAUCCACAAUUGCACGCCUAUUUACUCCAGGAGCUGAAUGCAGCCAUUGAACAGCUUUUGAACAACACAGCUGGUGCCAGUGUUCAUCCCGGAUUGUAUCCUAUCUUAACCUUAUUGUCGCGUUUGCACCCUUCAGUGAUGGAUGGCUCCGAUCAGGUGACGGCCAUGUCAGCUUUUGUUCCCUUGGUGAUGACUUGCGCUGUCAGCUCCAUUUACAAGACACGAGAAAUGGCAGCCCGUGCAUUGGUACCCUUGAUCCCAUCGAAUGAUUUGGUGGAGAGGAUUUUGGAGUUGUUGGAUAUGCCUCAAGAGACGUGUCAAAAUGAGAUCCAUGGUCGUUUGCUUCAAGUGCAAUUCCUUUUGCGUGGUCAUGUUUACCAUCCCAGUCUUAAGGACAUUCUUAUCGAUCUUAUCAAACGAGUACCUGCUGCCAUUGUCAUUCUAUUGGAACGUUCAAAGUCGAUGAAUCGAGUGGCAUACGCAUUGCUACUUGAUAUUUGCAACGAAUUCUUCUUUGAGUGCGAUUGGAUACGAGCUGAUCGUGAGCCUGCAUUUAUUCAAGAAUUGGAAAGUGUUGCCAAGACAGAGCUUCAGACUUUGCGUACGACAUUGAUCGAUCAAUCUAUGGAGCAAAUACGUGAACCACGUGGACCAUCAACAUUGAUUGGCAACUAUUUGGCACGACAAUCAAUGGCACGCAUCAUUGUCAUUAGUGCAUUGAAGCAUUAUCGUGGCUCGCUCAAGGUGUCUGAUACUUUGUUCCUUUUGGAUGAUCCCGAUUAUGAAGUGAGAUUGAUGGCCAUGAACUUGCUGGAACAACAUUUGGAUCGUGAAAGGGAAAAAGAAGGUGUUGUGGCCCUAUACCGACGAUUGUUGAUCAAGACCUUCGAAGGCGAAGACAAUUUGAAUUGCUUUGUGCUAGCUGCCCGCUCUUUGUUGUCCUUGAAGCAAUCAGAAUCAUUCCAAGAACUUGGUUUGGAGUUCUCUUAUGCAGAAUACUGGAAUAGACUCCUGGAACAAUUCGAGAAUAGUCGAUCCCAAUCGGUGACAGAGGUGGUACUUCCAUUGCUUGGAUCACUACUUUCAAAGAUCUUGGAACAAGAGAAUCUCGAUAGCCAAUGGAUCGCCAGCUGCAUCACUGUAUGGAGCCGUUAUGUUGUGGAUAACUCUCAUAAGGAAGUUACACUGCCACUACGUGAAGCUGCCGUCGAAUCGAUUGGUUUCAUGGCCAAGUACUUGUUUAAUCGUGUUCAAGCAUCACCCAUGGUCCAUGUACAGCUGGCUAUCACCCAAUUACUACAGGAUGAUGAUAUCGAUAUCCGAGAGAUCACGGCAACCAUCGUUUCGGAAGCACUCGCCCAAGUGGCACCUGUGUCUCCUGAAAGGGCAAUUGAGUUGGUAUAUACCUACUUGAGUACGUCCAACGAGUAUCGUGACGAGAUCCAAUCAAUGCUGUUGAAGCACCUGCAAGGCGAACAAGAUUUACCAACCACAUGUAAGGAGGAGUUAUCCCUUGUCAAGGCACUUUUCGCAAAAGAAAACCCCAACAUUUACAAGGAAGAUAUUAUUGACGUUCAAUGGACGUUUGUGGAUCUUGAUCGCUUUACGUUGGCAAGAGCUGGCAUUGAGCUUCCAGUAAGCUUUAUUACCAAGACUUUGGAGGAUAUUCAUUACUUGUGCACUUUGCUUAAGGAUAAGUCUCUGGAGCUAAUGACCCGUGGCCCGUAUGGUGUCUCAUCGAAGCCUGCAAUCUUCCUUGCUGCAUAUCGUGCCCUUCUUACAGCCACACUUGCAUUUGAUGUUAUACCGGAGGAAGAGAAAGAGCAAGGUGGAAUUCUCAAGUUGGUCCAAGCACUGGAUGUGGAGGUCAAAGAAUUGGUGGAAGAGAGCAUGCAUCCAUUAUUAUGGCAGUUGAUUCACGGUGAAACUGGAUUAGCAUCCAAGAUUGACUACUACUUGCGACAACAUGGUCAACCCCGGCACCGCGCUAUGUUCCUUCUCUCCCCCGAUUCCCAAUAG